Paramecium tetraurelia is the source of this 2061-nucleotide messenger RNA. RefSeq lists its product as uncharacterized. NCBI's taxonomy places the organism in Eukaryota, Ciliophora, Oligohymenophorea, Peniculida, Parameciidae. Gene Ontology annotation, molecular function: ATP binding; microtubule binding; microtubule motor activity. The transcript is spliced from 2 exons. The record is from RefSeq and is a predicted model, not a curated record. Gene Ontology annotation, biological process: microtubule-based movement.
AUGAAGAAAGAUCGCCAAUCUUUGCUCUCAAACGAACCCUUCAAAAUAGGUGAUAUUCCAUUUAAAACAUACUUGGUGUUAAGACAACCUCAACUGGAUGAGCCUGAAAAGACCUAACUCGUUCAUCAGCUUAACGAACAUAAUGUCUAGGUUAAAGAUUAAUAGUACUAAUUCAGUGGUGUUUUUGCAAACAAGAACUCAAAUGAAGAUAUUUACAAAGCAGUUUUUCGUGAUUUGAUUUCACAUUUCUUGGCUGGAGAAUCUCAUAUGAUUUAGAUUUUGGGUGAUCGACAUUCUGGUAAGGCAACUCUAGGUAUAGGGAAUAUGAGAAAUCCAGGACUGGUACUUCUUAUUAUGCAAGAGAUCUUUAAUUUUAUUGAAGAGAAAUUUCUGGAGAACAAUAUCACUAUAAAGAUGAGUGCAUUCGAAUACGAUGAAACAGGUUUCAAAGAUUUGUUAGUUUUGGAUUCACAACCCUUCAUGCCGAUAUUUUAGAAUGGUCAAAAUCAAUUGCUUGGGAUUCCAGAAGUCAUUAUAGAUAAUUACCUUCUGGGGAUGAAAAUCUUAAGAAUUGCCAUGGUCAAUCUAAUUAAUAAAGAGUAAAACAUCCUUAGUCAAAAGUUUGCCGAUAGACAUAAAAGAACUAAUUUCAUUAUCGAAUUAAAGGCUGAGAUCAGUCCUAAUGAUGAUAUUAAAGAAUAAGUGAUCAUUUCGAAACUUAAGAUUGUCAAGUUUAGUGGUACCUUUGAGUUUGGACAAAUAUAUAAGACUAUGGCUGAUUUAACCACAAAAAGACGAAAACAUGUAGAUGUGCCAUUCAAAAGUGUAGAGUUAUUAGACUACUUUAGGGAUUAUCUGCUAAAUCAAAAAUAGACUGUUUUUGUAUGCAUUAAUAGUGAUAGUGUGGAGAGUGUUAAACUUGGAUCCUUUAUUGGGCAAAUAAUGAACAAAUCUCAAUUUUUGACCUUUUCUAUUUACUAGUAAAAUGCUCAAUUGAAGGACAUUAUGAACAAUUAAUAUGAAUCAUUAAAUUUGUUCCAUAAAGAAUUUUGCCAAUACAAUGAGAGCAAAAAGGAAAGAGGCAAAAUCAUCUUUAGUAUUCUUAUAGGAAUGGCCAAUUUAUACAAAACCAUGUUGAAGUUGUUUGAUUAAGCCAGUGAAAUAAAGUAUAAAUUAAAUUGUCUAUACUCACAAGUCAUAAGUUUUCAUUGUUCCAAAUACAAUAACAUCAUCAAUACAGAAGAUUGUAAGGAAUUCUAUUUGGCCAAAAUUCAAUUGUAUGCUAUUGAACAAGUCUAGACUGUUGAAUCUACCUGCUAAUCCUUGGCGAUUGAACUCCUAAAUGAUCUAUUUUCAAAGCAUUAGCAAUUGAUUAAGUUAAGAAAGGAAAUGAUACAGUUUGGCAAACAAUUUAAUAAAUAUCAACAAUUAUCCUAAUAUGACUUGCAAAGAUUAAAUAAUACUCAUCAAUUGGUAACCAAAUUAUUGAUCAUCUUUGAGCAACGAUUAGGCUACAACAUCCUAAAUUAAAUUGAUCUAAAAUAUUAUCAGAUGUUUGAUAAUGUAUUUGAUAUAGCCUCAUUUUAUAAAGAGGAUGUAUAGAUAUAAAAUCAGGAUAUUCAAAACUAAACUCAGACUUAAACCGUUAAGAAGUAGACUUAAUUGAAUACUACAAAAUUCUUUAAGCCCACCUUGCCUAGUAAGAAGGAACCUCCCCAAAGACAAAGAUUCACAGAUGUAGUUUAGUAAUUAUUCCAUGAUGAAAAUACUAAGGAAUACUAUUCAGCUAAAUCAGUAUUUGGAUUAACAAAAAUAAAUGAUCACCCUCAGAUGAGGUAGACAGUUAAAUCAGAACUAUUUGAUAAAUUGCAAUCUCGCCAAACAAAUAACAUCAAAGCCAUAGUAUUGGAAGAGCAGAAAUAUAGAUUCUUUAGAUCUACAGGAGUGGGAUUCAUCAAGAACUCUUAUAGGACUGGUAACCUGAGAGCUUAAUCAUAGAUGCUACCUAGAAUUGUUUAAUUCGAAAGUGUUGAUCAUACUAAUUAAAAUUAAUAAUCAUGA